Messenger RNA from Fusarium pseudograminearum CS3096, 657 nucleotides. RefSeq lists its product as uncharacterized. The transcript has a single exon. Lineage: Eukaryota; Fungi; Ascomycota; Sordariomycetes; Hypocreales; Nectriaceae. The record is from RefSeq and is a predicted model, not a curated record. The coding region runs from base 1 to 657 and encodes 218 amino acids.
AUGGGCAAUCACAGAACGUGGGACAUUCGCACAAACAUCUUCAGCCCCGUUGAUAGCGGCGAGCUGACGACUGCGACUUUCGACUGUCCUGGUGAAGCUGCCAUUAUGCGCUGGCGCAGCUGUUCCGUCCAGAGCCUGGACAAUGUCCUACACAGCGGUGGCCAAAAAAUACCGCCCCAAGAUGAGGAAUACGACGACCAUGAUGGCGAAUCGAGCACGUCGCUUGCUUUCGUCCGCAAAUCAGACCCUCAAGCCGGUGGCACAUAUAUCAUCCUCGACGUCUCACAGACGCGGGCUUUGACAUGCCACAAGGGUCAACUACGCCUCGAACCCGUCCACUUGAGCGACGACCACAUUUCAGAACAGGCUCAGUGGUUUUGCACAUCAAAAAACGGCUUCAAAGGUUUCAAGAAUGUCGCCGACGGCAGAUUUCUCGGCCACGAUGUGUGGUGGGACUUUUGCGCCAACGCUUCAUCUCACAGUCUGUGGGAGUACUUCACUAUCGCCAGACGUCCAGGAGGUCUGUAUUGGAUGCAGAUUCUUCACUGGUGGACGCAGUGGCAGGUCACUGUGAGGGAAGAUGGGAGUGGUGUGUAUGCAGAAAAGGAUAUCGGAACUGAUUGGGAAUUUGUCAAGGUUUUGGGCAUGAGCGAUUGA